Quercus robur (English oak) is the source of this 1137-nucleotide messenger RNA. Its product is annotated as serine/threonine-protein phosphatase 7 long form homolog. Lineage: Eukaryota; Viridiplantae; Streptophyta; Magnoliopsida; Fagales; Fagaceae. The coding region runs from base 1 to 1137 and encodes 378 amino acids. The transcript has 5 exons. Gene Ontology annotation, biological process: meristem maintenance; meristem development. The record is from RefSeq and is a predicted model, not a curated record.
AUGUGGUGUAGCUUUGAAGGGGAUGAAUUUGGGUAUUUGAUUGCAGAUAACACACAUGCUUCAGAUUCAUCUGAGAUAUGUGUUAAAUCUUGUCUCCUUAUGGCUGCUGCAAAUGCUGGAGAGAUUAACCAUGCGCAGCCUGGCCCCAUUGACACGUCAGUGUUGACGUUGCAGCCCAACCAUCGAUCAGAAGCCAUUUGGAAUGGGCAGGAUCCAGGGUCCCUUAAAUGUCGUGCCCGUAGUGAAGAGUUCUCGAAUCGAGAGCCAAUGGUGGAUGAUCGAGUGAUUGACAUCAUUAAGGCACUUGGUUUGGAGGGACUUCUCAGGACUCUGGGUAGAGAGAUUGAUCAUGGCCUGAUAACGGCCUUAGUGGAGCGAUGGCGGCCCGAGACUCACACAUUCCACAUGCCGCAUGGUGAGGUCACCAUCACAUUGCAGGAUGUGGAGGUUCUUCUUGGACUUCCUGUUGAUGGUGACGCUAUAACAGGGAGCACACAAAAAAUAUGGGAGACUGUGUGCGAUGAGUACCUUGGCUUUCGACCUGCCAAUGAAGACCAUCUGGAAUGUAGUGGCCAGAGGAUUCUCAUCAAACGGCUUUUGGAGCAAGUUGCCAAUCCACUGCCGCCUAAUGCUGAAGACGAUGAAGUGCAUAGGUACGCACGAUGCUACAUCCUAGCACUAUUGGGGGACACAAUCUUCAUGGACAAAUCCGGUGAUAGGGUGCAUCUAAUGUGGGUGCAGCAGUUGGAAGACCUUCGCAACCCACGAAGGUAUAGUUGGGGAAGUGCUUGCCUUGCAUGGCUGUACCGACAGUUAUGCAGGGCAAGCGAUAAGAGAGCCAGUCAGAUUGGUGGGUGUUUAUUGUUGGUCCAGUAUUGGGCGUGGGCCAGAUUCCCCUUUUUGUGCCCGGCAGUUGAGCGUGGCCCACCAGUGGGUGCUUAUGGUCCUCCAAUGCGUGGUCCACUGUCCCUUAAGUGGGUGUGGGUCCCAAACAAGAAAAAUAGGCCCGCCCAGGUCUUUAGGGACAGGUAUCGGGAGCAAAUAGCUUUAAUGUUGCCAAACCAGGUGGUGUGGCAACCGUAUGAAGAUGAAUACGAGAACCUUCCGCCGUGGUGCGUUGCAGGGAGGGCAGUGUAG